AUGGCCUUGUACGGCGACACGGAGUUUGAUGUAUUGGCGACGCCCGUGUUGUCGAAAGAUGGCACGCGCGUGCGCUACGACGGCUACGCUUCGUUUGUGGCCAGCCACUUGUGCAUGACGUACGCCCUCGUGGGCGGGGCGCCGUAUUUGAUGACGAACGACAGCUCGUCGAAUGCCGAAACUGUGCAGUGCAUUCCGUCGUGUCAACUGCCGUUUGACGAUAUUCUGCCGGCGGUGAAUCGAGCGACUUCGAUCCCAAGUGCAUCGAUUGGGGGGAACCCCAUUGAGUGUGCAGGCGGUGUGCUCUUGAAGACUUCGUUUGGCGGCAUUCGGUACGCCAUUUGCGCAAAAGGGCGCGAGGGGUUCACGGCGUAUGCGAGCGACGUGACCAUUGACGUCAAGUACCUCAAGCGCGCGGUGGUUGUCCCCGACAUGAAGUUACCGAACGGGUCGACAUGUGAGACAGUGGCCAAAGCCACGGCAUUGACCCCAACGGGUCUCGCACUGGUCACUGGGAGCGACGUGCCGAAACCGCGUUCGAGGAAGCUCACGGCCGCGGCCCACCUGGCGAUGCAAGGCUCGUCCUGUUCGUGUCAAUCCACGCGUCGGCCGUGCCUGUUUUUCCACGGCCUGGGCAACGAAGUAGAGGAACCAGGUGUGCUGAAGUCGUCGCGGCAUUUCGGAUGGGACAAGAUUCAAGGCCAUGCCCCGUGCUGCACGUCGAUCGAGUACGUGUCGCUCAACACCGUCGACUACGCCUGGACGAGCUCUAUCCUGCAACAAAAGGUGUGUGACCGCGCGUUGUCCAUGUCAGCGUCUUCGGAUGCCUCGUCGCGGACAAUCCGAGACACGAUCUUGGUCACGCACUCGAUGGGUGGGCUCAUGCUGGCGGGGGCACUUGCCAACGGAAGGUGCCACCUCGCCCCGAGCUCGACGUGGGUUGCGCUCAGUCCUCCUAUGAUUGGCAGCAUGGCGUCCGACCACCUCGUGGACUACUGCAAGCACGAAGUCCAGAACCUCGCGGUGGACAUGAUGUUCAACGGCAAGUGCCCCGUGCCCAAGUCCACGCGGUCUAUUGUCUACGCGACAGAAAAGUACAGCAGCAAGCGGUUGGACGCUGCGUACGUUGCUGCUCAAGCGGCCUACCGCAAGCACGUGUAUGCUGCCAUGUGCAGCAGCUCGUACGUUGGCAACAUUUCCAAGUUCCAGUUUAAGUACAUUAUGGGCGGCAGCAUGAUCCCGCACAAGUCUUCCGAGAACGACGGCCUCGUGGAGUUUGCCAGCUGCGCCGGUGGCAUUCCACUGUCAGAGUUUGGCAAGACGCCGCACGACAGGUUCUACAGGUGUGAGUUGAACCACGCGGACACGGCGUUCAAGACGGGUGACGGGCUCUUUAAGAGCACGGUUCGACCGGUAACGUGGUUUGAAUGCCUGCUGUAA
Messenger RNA from Hyaloperonospora brassicae, 1440 nucleotides. Lineage: Eukaryota; Oomycota; Peronosporomycetes; Peronosporales; Peronosporaceae. The record is from the annotation of a GenBank genome assembly.